Messenger RNA from Candidozyma duobushaemuli, 1386 nucleotides. RefSeq names its product delta(24(24(1)))-sterol reductase (gene ERG4). Gene Ontology annotation, biological process: ergosterol biosynthetic process. Gene Ontology annotation, molecular function: Delta24(24-1) sterol reductase activity. The coding region runs from base 1 to 1386 and encodes 461 amino acids. The record is from RefSeq and is a predicted model, not a curated record. Gene Ontology annotation, cellular component: endoplasmic reticulum membrane. The transcript has a single exon. Lineage: Eukaryota; Fungi; Ascomycota; Pichiomycetes; Serinales; Metschnikowiaceae.
AUGGCGAAAAAGAGUUCCCAGGAAAAGAACACACAGACUGUUCCCCACGGCUAUCUUGCACCUGAGGCCGUCGAGUGGGAAUUUGGUGGCCCGAUCGGUGCCUUUGGCAUGAUGACGGGCUUCCCUCUUUUGAUGAUCUAUAUGUGGAUCAGUGCUGAAUUCUAUAAUGGAAAGCCAGCAUGGCCCACUAAGGGCCAGAGCUGGGAAGACUUUCUUUUGUUGCUCUGGAAAUUGUUUGUGGCCCAUGGUGUGCCUUCAUUUACUUCGUGGGCGCUCUUCACCACUUUCUUCGCUGUGCAAGCCAUCUUCUACUUGACCUUGCCUGGUGUUUGGACUAAGGGUCAGCCAUUGGCUCACUUGAAGAACAAGCAAUUGCCUUACUACUGCAACGCCGUUUAUGCUUUCUACGUUACAAAUUUUGUCGUGUUGGGAUUGCACGCUGCUGGCUACAAGUUGUACUACAUCAUUGACCACUUUGGUGAAAUCAUGGUGACUGCAAUUGGCUAUGGUCUUUUCUUCUCUGUGGCCUUGUACCUUUACUGUCUUUUUGUCUCCAAGGACUACCACAGAAUGACGGGCAACCACAUCUACGACUGCUUCAUGGGUGCACCAUUAAACCCAAGAAUCGGCAAGUACUUGGACUUGAAGAUGUUCUUCGAGGUGAGAAUUCCAUGGUUUACCUUAUACUUCCUCUCCCUUGCCACCGCCUUGAAGCAGUUGGACACCUACGGCUACGUCUCAACUCAGGUUGUUUUCGUUGUUUACGCUCAUUGGCUCUAUGCCAACGCCUGCUCCAAGGGUGAAGAAUUGAUCGUUCCAACCUGGGACAUGGCUUAUGAGAAGUUUGGUUUUAUGUUGAUUUUCUGGAACAUCGCUGGUGUGCCAUACACUUACUGUCACUGUACUUUGUACCUUGCCCACCACGACCCAUCUGAGUACAACUGGUCCCUCCCAUACAACGUUGCCUUGUUCGCCAUUUUGACUGUUGCUUACUUUUUCUUCGACACUGGUAACAGACAGAAGAACAGUUUCAGAAGAAUCAUGGCCGGUAACAGUUCGCUUAGAAAAACCUUCCCUUACUUGCCUUGCUCCGACCUCGAGAACCCUAGCUACAUUAAGUGUGCCAAUGGUUCUCUUUUGUUGACUGACGGUUGGUACAAGUACGCUCGUAAAGCACACUACACUGCCGACUACACCAUGGCUCUCACCUGGGGUGCUAUUUGUGGAUUCGGCUCACCAUUCCCAUGGUUCUUCCCUGUUUUCUUCUUCAUCGUGUUGAUUCACAGAGCUUUGAGAGAUCAGAGAAAGUGUGCUAAGAAGUAUGGUGCUGACUGGGACAGAUACCUUGAGGCUUGUCCAUAUAUGUUCAUCCCAUAUGUUAUUUAA